GGCUCCGGUGAGUGGAGCGCAAAUCUCGGCCCCGCCGGUGCCCGGAAGCGCGGCGCGGCCGCGGCGAGCGCGGCGAAGAGAGGGAGGCGUCCGCGGCUCCCUCCUCAGGAAGGGCACGUUUGGAGGGGCGGCCGCGGGGCGCCGCCCGCCCCAGCGCCCCCUCCUCAGCUCCGCGCCCGCAGCGCGGUGACCGAGUGGCCGCGCUCCUGACGCCAGACCCGGGCUCGCACCGCCGCCCGCCAGGCGGCGCUGACAGGGCGCCCGCGGCGGCCCCGAGGCGCCGGGCUGGCCGUUUGCUGACCGGAUCGCGGCUGCCCGCCAGCGUGUCCGCGGCGCCGCCGCCGGCAUGGGUUGCGCCCCGAGCACCCACAUUUCCGAGGGCCGGGCGGUGUACCAAGGCGGCGAGGAGGCCGCGGUCGCCCCGGGGCCCGCGGCGCCGCCGCCGCCGUCGUCCGGCCGGCCGUCCCUCACACAGGGCCAGAAGAUGACCGCCCUGCGCCCGGCCCGCGCCGCCAGCCUCGCGGAGUCCGAGCCUCGCGACGGCAGCGGGAAGAAGGUAGCAGUAGCUGAGGUGCAAUUUGGCCCCAUGAGAUUUCACCAAGAUCAACUUCAGGUACUUUUAGUGUUUGCCAAAGAAGAUAACCAAUGUAAUGGAUUCUGCAGGGCAUGUGAAAAAGCAGGGUUUAAGUGUACAGUCACCAGGGAGGCUCAGGCUGUCCUUGCCUGUUUCCUGGACAAACAUCAUGACAUCAUCAUUAUAGACCACAGAAAUCCUCGACAGCUGGAUGCAGAGGCACUGUGCAGGUCUAUAAGAUCAUCAGAACUCUCAGAAAACACAGUUAUUGUUGGUGUAGUACGCAGGGUGGAUAGAGAAGAGUUGUCUGUAAUGCCCUUUCUUGCUGCUGGAUUCACAAGGAGGUAUAUUGAAAACCCCAGCAUCAUGGCUUGCUACAAUGAACUGCUCCAGCUGGAGUUUGGAGAGGUGCGGUCACAACUGAAACUCAGGGCUUGUAACUCAAUAUUCACUGCAUUAGAGAAAAGUCAAGAAGCAAUUGAAAUAACAAAUGAAGACCACAUUAUACAGUAUGCAAAUCCUGCAUUUGAAACAACAAUGGGCUAUCAGGCAGGUGAAUUAAUAGGGAAGGAGUUAGGAGAAAUGCCUAUAAAUGAAAAGAAGGCUGACUUGCUGGAUACUAUAAAUUCAUGCAUCAAGAUAGGCAAGGAGUGGCAAGGAGUUUACUAUGCCAAAAAGAAAAACGGAGAUAAUGUACAACAAAAUGUGAAGAUAAUACCUGUCCUUGGACAGGGAGGAAAAAUUAGACACUAUGUGUCCAUUAUCCGAGUGUGCAGCGGCAACAAUAAGGCUGAGAAAAUAUCUGAAUGUGUUCAGUCUGACACUAAUACAGAUAAUCAGACAGGCAAACAUAAAGACAGAAGGAAAGGCUCACUGGACGUCAGAGCUGUCGCCUCCCGAUCAGGUGAAACGUCCAGUCAGAGACGACACUCCUCCAUGGCCCGGAUACAUUCCAUGACGAUUGAGGCGCCCAUCACCAAGGUAAUCAAUAUUAUCAAUGCUGCCCAGGAAAGCAGUCCCAUGCCUGUGACAGAGGCCCUGGACCGUGUGCUGGAAAUUCUAAGAACCACUGAAUUAUACUCACCACAGUUCGAUGCUAAGGAUGACGAUCCUCACGCCAAUGACCUCGUUGGUGCCUUAGUGUCUGAUGGUUUGCGAAGACUAUCAGGGAAUGAAUAUGUUCUUUCAACAAAAGGCAGUCAGCAGGUUUCAAGCAAUAUAAUCACUCCCAUCUCCCUUCACGAUGUCCCACCACGGAUAGCUCGGGCUAUGGAAAAUGAGGAAUACUGGGACUUUGAUAUUUUUGAACUGGAGGCUGCCACCCACAAUAGGCCUUUGAUUUAUCUUGGUCUCAAAAUGUUUGCUCGCUUUGGAAUCUGUGAAUUCUUAAACUGCUCCGAGUCAACGCUGAGAUCAUGGUUACAAAUUAUUGAAGCCAAUUAUCAUUCUUCUAACCCCUACCACAAUUCUACACAUUCUGCUGAUGUGCUUCACGCCACUGCCUAUUUUCUCUCCAAGGAGAGAAUAAAGGAAACUUUAGAUCCAGUGGACAAGGUUGCUGCGCUCAUUGCAGCCACCAUUCAUGAUGUCGAUCACCCUGGGAGAACCAGCUCCUUCCUGUGCAAUGCUGGCAGUGAGCUCGCCAUUCUGUACAAUGACAUUGCUGUGCUGGAGAGCCACCACGCGGCCUUGGCCUUCCAGCUGACCACUGGAGAUGAUAAAUGCAAUAUCUUUAAAAACAUGGAGAGGAAUGACUAUCGGACACUGCGCCAGGGGAUUAUUGACAUGGUCCUAGCCACAGAAAUGACAAAGCACUUCGAACAUGUUAACAAAUUCGUCAACAGCAUCAACAAACCCUUGGCAGCACUAGAAGAAAGUGAGGAGACUGAAAAAAAUCAGGAAGCCAUAAACUCUAUGCUCAGGACUCCAGAGAAUCGGACUCUAAUCAAACGAAUGCUGAUUAAGUGUGCUGAUGUGUCCAAUCCCUGCCGACCCCUAGAGUCCUGCAUCGAGUGGGCUGCACGCAUUUCAGAAGAGUAUUUUUCUCAGACUGAUGAGGAGAAGCAGCAGGACUUGCCUGUGGUGAUGCCGGUUUUUGACAGAAAUACCUGCAGCAUCCCCAAAUCCCAGAUCUCUUUCAUUGACUACUUCAUCACAGACAUGUUUGAUGCUUGGGAUGCCUUCGUAGACCUGCCUGAUCUAAUGCAGCAUCUUGACAACAACUUCAAAUACUGGAAAGGACUGGAUGAAAGGAAGUUUCGGAGCCUCCGACCACCUCCCGAAUAGUGUGGGACACUGCCCACGGCCCAGACGCUUUGUCCCUCUGGUUAUUUGGAAUUCCAGAGGACAGCCAGAGUUCCUUGGUCCUUUCAGUAUUAGGCAGCACUGUCUCCCAGUCUGCAGAGCCUGUGAAAAGCACAUGGAGGACAUCAGUGAACUUCUGUAGCCACCAUCCAAUGCCAUUCCCACAAAGUGAGACUUGGCCACUGUAGCUUGGGCCUGAGCUCUUCAGAAAGGCAUACGAGACCCAUUGUUUUCAUCAGCUUUCUCUAAAACAUGAGGUCUGGAGAGUCCCUGCAAAAGGUAUUGAUGGAUUUCCUGCCAGCAACGGAGAGUAUCCUCUUACAAACAAUUUCUCUCAAUUAUGUUCAGACUUAAGAACAGCUGAUGGCAAUCGGAUCUUUAGCAACUUUUCCACAUCAUAGAAGGUGCAAUCACUCACUUCGGAACACUACUGAAAGUGACUUCUCUUUUAAAAUUGAGUAGCAAAUGAUACAUAAAAAGAAACUUUGAAGUUGAUUAUUAAUAUCAAUUGUUAAAAUGUUUUAUUUAUUUUAUUAGAAGUUCAAUGUUUUCUAUGAAUUUAAAAAUACUUUGAAGUCAAAGCCAAAGCUAACUUCAGAUGCCACGACCAAAUUUACACGAUUCAUAUUCAUUAAGUAUGUGUUACUUGGAUACAGACUUAUUUUCAUAAUACAAAUCAAAAUAUAAAGUGACAUUUUUUACUGCACUACAGAAAUAUUUGUAUACAUUAAACUCUCCUGAUUGAGGCUGACUGGAAGAAGCUGUUCUGUUGGUGAGUCUUACUCUGCAGAGCUAAAGUAGAAGGCUGCUUCCCUGUGUAGAACCCAGGGCUCUGAAACUGCUCUAGCCAUCUGAUCUUUGCCGUCCGUGACUCCCCAAGGUAAAACUACACUCUUCUUGGUUUGCAAAGAAAAAUUGGAACUUAAUACUUUUUUCUUAAAGUUUUAUAAUUGAAUUUCCAAAAGUCUGCCUUAUUUUAUACUCUUUCUAUAAAAUAGUCUCUAUAAAAAUGAAGAACAAAAAUGGAAUAUUUAAUGAAUUGACAUUUUAUAACCAGCCUCUUUUCAUCUGCAGUGGGAAUCUUUGAUUCCAGAAAUUUAUAAAGGUUCUAUAUCUUCACAUUUCAAAUGAGCAUAAUACCAUAAAAAAUGACACUUGAUGACAUUUCAAAGUGUUUGUCAUUUCAUUUUUAACUUGUAUUUUCUUUCCAGAUAAAAAUGAAAUUAAACUAUUUGUUUUUAAGACAU
Messenger RNA from Lemur catta (Ring-tailed lemur), 4125 nucleotides. RefSeq names its product phosphodiesterase 8A (gene PDE8A). Gene Ontology annotation, biological process: signal transduction; positive regulation of ERK1 and ERK2 cascade; cellular response to epidermal growth factor stimulus. The record is from RefSeq and is a predicted model, not a curated record. Gene Ontology annotation, molecular function: 3',5'-cyclic-AMP phosphodiesterase activity. The coding region runs from base 347 to 2860 and encodes 837 amino acids. The transcript has 22 exons. NCBI's taxonomy places the organism in Eukaryota, Metazoa, Chordata, Mammalia, Primates, Lemuridae.